Molecule: messenger RNA, 427 nt
Organism: Punica granatum (pomegranate)
Lineage: Eukaryota; Viridiplantae; Streptophyta; Magnoliopsida; Myrtales; Lythraceae
Source: RefSeq, a predicted model, not a curated record
AGCGUGACGAGAAUUCUAAAGUUUUUAUGUUAGAAGGUGCAAAAUCAAUGGGUGCCGGAGCUGCUACAAUUGCUUCAGCGGGAGCUGCUGUCGGUAUUGGAAACGUCUUCAGUUCUUUGAUUCAUUCCGUGGCGCGAAAUCCAUCAUUGGCUAAACAAUCAUUUGGUUAUGCCAUUUUGGGCUUUGCUCUAACCGAAGCUAUUGCAUUGUUUGCCCCAAUGAUGGCCUUUUUGAUCUUAUUUGUAUUCCGAUCGAAGAAAGAAGGUUUCAGUCUCAUAAAGCAAGCAACUAUCUCACAGUUGAAAGUGGAGUUGGGUACGAUCUAAAACGAUUCCACAUUCAAGAGGACCGGACAUUUGCCCUCUUGAGUAAUGGUUAAAGAGCUAGUCCCCGAAAAUGCUCAUUCCUUUGUCGUUGGGGCCACCAA